This is a messenger RNA of Meloidogyne enterolobii, 1197 nucleotides long. The record is from the annotation of a GenBank genome assembly. Lineage: Eukaryota; Metazoa; Nematoda; Chromadorea; Rhabditida; Meloidogynidae.
AUGACCAACAAAACUGCGGAACAUGUGAACACAUCAACUGCGGGGAUAUCAACUGCAGAACAAACAAACAAAACAAUUCAGGCGAUAAACACCACAACCGCGGAACAUACAAACACCUCAACUGUGGAGAUAUCAACCUCAACUGCAGAACAGACGAACAAAACAAGUCCGGAAAUAACCACUACAAAAUCUCUGACUGAGGGACAAACAAACAAAACAGCACUGGAGAUAACAACCACACCUGCGGAAAAGACGACCAAAUCAACUCCAGAGACAACCACUACAACACAGAAGAACACAACAUCUACCACAACAUCGUCUACAACACAGAAGAGUACAACUUCCACCAAGCAAACAACAUCAACAAAAAUACCACCACUGAAUACAACAACGACCAAAUCAACAACGAUCACAAAAAAGCCAACAGGAACUGUGUUGGAGGUUACAACGUCAUCAUCUAAUUACUCAAAAACAGUGGAAACAACAAAUAAAACAUCACAUGAAAACAAAACAUCAGAAAACUCGACAGUUUCUGGUGCAUCAACGACAAACAUAACGACAACAGAAAAUAAUAUUACAUCAGAGAUACCACCAACUUCCACAACAGAAAUAACCGAAACAAUUUUCAAUUCGACAAUGUCAGCUUUUGGAGAAUCGAAGACAACCAAAAAAACGAAGAUAACAACAAUUAUUUUUACCCAACAAAAAUCUUCAGUAAUUUCUACAAUAAAUCCAACCAAAAAAGAAGAAACUACUCCAAAUAUUUUCUUUUAUUUAAGCAUUAUCUUUGCCAUCAUUAUUAUUUUAUGUUUUAUCUGUGUUUGUUAUUCGUGCCGAAAAGAGAUUUGUCAACUAAAAAUAUUUCGAAGAUUUAAGAAAAAUAGAAAAAGAAGAAAAUUGAGGAAGAGACUUACAAAGAAGAUAGAAUUUUCAAAAAAUGAUUAUGAUCCAGAAUUUUGUUAUUUCAAACCCGAUGAUUUUAAUGAGGGUGGUCCUAUGAAAAUUUAUAAACAAUUAAAGGUUCCAUCAACUGCUCCAAAGAAUGUUGAAUUGGCCUCAGACCUUACAAAAAUUAACAUCAAUUUUGAAAAGAAAAUGUGUGUUAUUGUAAGGGACAAAGGUAUUUUCGGAGUUUGUUUCCUAAUGUUUAUAUCCAUUUUGUCGUUUAUAAUUCCAUCCCACUUUUCUCACGUUUAA